AAUUCCGAGGAACAACCAUCUUCUCUUCCCCUUAAAUCCCAUCUCUGCUCUCUCGCGAGCAUUGUUAUUCACGAAAACAUGUCUCGUCUUCUCCACACAUCCUUCCUUCCUUCUCUUCACUCCAAAACCCGAUCCUCCUCCGUUCCUCGUUUCCGUGUCAACAAGCCACGAAUCGUCCCCGUCCGAGCGAAGAUCCGAGAGAUCUUCAUGCCUGCCCUCAGUUCCACCAUGACCGAAGGCAAAAUCGUGUCCUGGGUUAAAUCCGAAGGCGACAAGCUCAGCAAAGGAGAGAGCGUUGUGGUCGUCGAGUCCGACAAGGCCGAUAUGGACGUCGAGACUUUCUACGACGGUUAUCUCGCUGCAAUCAUGGUCGAACAAGGUGGUGUCGCUCCCGUUGGAUCCGCCAUUGCCUUGUUAGCUGAGACCGAGGAAGAAAUUGCCGAUGCUAGGGCUAAAGCUUCCGGAGGUGGAGGCAGUUCUCCAUCUCAGCCUAUAUCCGAAACACCUGCGGUUGUUGAGAUGACCGUUUCGGCUUCGGUUCCUCCGCUGAAAGCUGCGUCUGCUUCUGCAUCUGCAGUGCAUCCUGCGUCCCAAGGAGGGAAGAGAGUUGUGGCGUCGCCUUAUGCUAAGAAGCUAGCAAAGGAGUUAAAAGUUGAGUUGGCUGGUUUAGUUGGAAGUGGGCCAAUGGGAAGGAUUGUGGCUAAAGAUGUUGAAGCCGCUGUAGCUGCUUCUCCACCUGUUAAAACGGAGGCUGCGAUGGUGGCUCCUGGUGUUGAGCUCAGCUCGGUUGUUCCAUUCACGACGAUGCAAGGUGCCGUGAGCAGGAACAUGGUUGAGAGCUUGUCUGUUCCUACUUUUAGAGUUGGAUACACAAUCAACACGGAUGCUCUUGAUGCUCUCUACAAGAAGAUUAAGUCCAAAGGAGUGACGAUGACGGCACUACUAGCAAAGGCAACUGCACUUGCACUGGCAAAUCAUCCAGUUGUAAAUUCUUCCUGCAGAGAUGGUAGCAGUUUUGUGUAUAACAGUAGCAUCAACAUUGCUGUUGCUGUUGCUAUUGAUGGUGGUUUGAUCACUCCUGUGCUUCAGAACGCCGAUAAGGUUGACAUUUAUACAUUGUCUAGAAAAUGGAAAGAAUUGGUUGAUAAGGCCCGAGCCAAGCAGCUGCAGCCUCAGGAGUACAACACUGGUACUUUCACUCUCUCUAACCUCGGAAUGUUUGGUGUUGAUCGGUUUGAUGCAAUUCUUCCCCCUGGAACUGGGGCGAUUAUGGCUGUAGGAGCAUCACAACCUACAGUGGUUGCUACCAAAGACGGCCGCAUCGGCAUGAAAAACCAGAUGCAGGUGAAUGUGACGGCAGAUCAUCGUGUUAUCUAUGGUGCUGAUCUCGCACAGUUCUUGCAAGCAUUGGCCAGCAUUAUUGAGGACCCAAAGGACCUUACAUUCUAGGGCAAAUUACUGCUUUUUGCAACCCAAUCUUCUCUGCUUUUGAUUCCAUGGGAGCUUGUAUUUCUGCGGUAAUCUGUUUCAUUGAUAGAGUUGACUUUUUUAAGAGUAAUGUUGAACAUACUCAUUUGUUUGUUUGAGCUAUCUCGUGCAACAUUUGGCACAUUGAAAGGCCUUAACAACAUGAUUUUGUUGCAGAUUUUUUUUCAUACAAAUAUCCAUAUUUCACUCCAAUCAUCUGGUAUUCUUAGGUUUGAUAUUCAUCUGAUGAAUCUGAUAUGGAUCGAUUGUUUUUCAACUACAAAUUUGAAUGCAUGGAUCCUCUUGUUUCUGAGCAUCUCACAGAUGGAGAUGUAGAUAAUAGGCUGCCAUAGAAUACCUCUAGAAGCUUGCUUAUAUGUGCAGCAACAAGCAAAAAAUUGACCUACUUUUUACUUACAUUCUUGUGAGCAUCCGUAGGAGUCUUUAUGUUUGGCCUUGCUCCGGGAGAGAGGUUUAUGAAUGCACGUGCAAUACUGAGGGCACGCAGCAUCUACUUUGUUGCUACAGUUGAUGUUUUGCUGCUGUUCGUUUGGUUGCCGCAGCGUCUGCGGCUGCGGCUGCGGCUGCGUCAAUAAAUUGUGUUCGUUUGAUUAACGCAGGACUUGCGUCUAGACGCCGCGGGUAGACGCUGCGUCCGGCGUCACUGAAAUUUUGACGCGAAAAAAAUCAGCGUCUGAGUCAAGAAACUCGCGUCUAUUUAUCAUAUUUACAUUUUUGCCCUUAAGCUUUUUUAUUAUUUACAACAAAAACAUAACCUAAUAGACGCAGCUUCUCCUCCAUUGACGCAGCUCUCUCUUCUCCUCCAUAGACGACUCAUCUCGAGCUCUCUCCAUCUCCCACGCAUUUUGAGCUUGUCUCUCUCUCGUCUCGAAACUCUCUCUCGAAGCUCUCUCGUCUCAGACCUCUCCCAGGUAAGUUCUCCUCUGGACUCUCUCAGAUCUCAAAGCUCUCCCGUCUCAAACCCUCCCAGGCUCACUAAUCUAUCUCUUCGGUUUCUCUUCAGAUUCACGUUUGUGUAAAGACCUGUGUUUAUGUUUGCGAACCAAGCUGGUUUAGACAUGCUAGAGACAACACUUGUAACCUUACAAGAAAUUACACUCGAAAAGAUCUUUGAUGAAUCUGGUUGAAAGGCUCUGUGCUCAGAUUCGUCAAGCUAAUGUAGCAGGGAUAUGCAUGCUUACCUUCAGGAAUCUGUAUGUCUACGAUAGGAAGACAUGUGGCUUAUGAACAAGCUGUUGCUUGGAAACUGUUUGCUGCUGCGCAUCAUCUGAAAACGACAACGCCAAUGAUAAUACUUUGCAUUGUCUUGCUUUCUCCUUUGUAUGUUGUUUGUGUAAUUUGUAUUUUCUUGUGAGGUUAUUACUUAGGAAGGCUAAUCUACAUUAGACAAACUUUUUGUUUUUGGUUGUGUAAGACGUCUGUUUGUCUCUUUCAUCACUUUUCAUUGUUUUUAUUCUUGCUCAGGAUUUUAAAGAGUCUUGGUAUGAUAAAUCUAUGUUAUGAAAGAGACAAUUUGCCAUCUACUUUGGGUCAAAAGCUUUGUGAAUGAAAUC
Molecule: messenger RNA, 3041 nt
Organism: Eruca vesicaria subsp. sativa (arugula)
Lineage: Eukaryota; Viridiplantae; Streptophyta; Magnoliopsida; Brassicales; Brassicaceae
Source: the annotation of a GenBank genome assembly